Molecule: messenger RNA, 742 nt
Organism: Tripterygium wilfordii
Lineage: Eukaryota; Viridiplantae; Streptophyta; Magnoliopsida; Celastrales; Celastraceae
Exons: 4
Coding region: 174-596 (140 amino acids)
Source: RefSeq, a predicted model, not a curated record
UCCUCCACCAACACGAGAACGGUAACCUCAAUUGACAGAGUCUAUUUGGGCAGCAAUAUUAAUAUAUCUUUGCUUCCAAGGAGACAAAUUUCCAACACUACUUCUCUCCGAUUAAUCACACAAUUACUACUUCCCUCUGUUUCUUCACAAAAAGGAAACCCAUUUGUCAUUCAAUGGAGAAUUUGUCAGAGUCGCAUCUCAAAAGCCCGGAAAAGACCAAGAACAUGGUCUUGGAUUGCAAUACACCACCACCACCACCACCACCACCACCUCAGGAUCCUCUGAAAGAACAAAAUUCUCGAAGUUGUUCUGGGGAUGUAAAAAUGGGGAAUAUGGGGACCCCAGAGAGGCUUAAAGUUCCCAAGGCAUUUAAGUACCCUGAAAGGUAUAGAAGCCCAACUGAUUUAAUGAUGUCACCAGUUUCAAAGGGUCUUCUUCUUGCCAAAAACAGAAAGGGUAGUGGAGUGUUAUUGCCUCCUAGCUUAAAUCAGACAAAUCAAAAGAUUCAAGAUGAUGAUAUUAAGGAUGCGGGUCUCUGUUUUACAAGGCCUAAAUCUAGUGGGUUCUUUCUCUUUGAUCAGAAGACGGAUUCUUGAACUUGAUGAAUUUAUUUCAAGAAUGCGUCUUGUGUCAGUACUAAUAGAAAAUCUUCUAUGUUUAAUGUGAGUUUUCUCAGUUCUGCUUGUGUAAUGUGGAUACAGUCAUAUGAAUAAAAGAAUAGUAUACAAGCUGUUUGUUAAAA